Cherax quadricarinatus is the source of this 18069-nucleotide messenger RNA. It is a transcript of the gene NC2alpha, whose product is annotated as negative cofactor 2 alpha. Gene Ontology annotation, molecular function: RNA polymerase II general transcription initiation factor activity; protein heterodimerization activity; core promoter sequence-specific DNA binding. NCBI's taxonomy places the organism in Eukaryota, Metazoa, Arthropoda, Malacostraca, Decapoda, Parastacidae. The record is from RefSeq and is a predicted model, not a curated record. Gene Ontology annotation, cellular component: nucleus; negative cofactor 2 complex. Gene Ontology annotation, biological process: transcription by RNA polymerase II.
GUGAGUGAGGGUGGCGGCGGCCAUCAUUGUUGUUGUUGUUGGUGGCGGGGUGAAGGAGACACUACUACUCUCAUACCUUAUAAACCUCCAGUAUUAUCCCCAGUGUGUCUUACCACCCCGUGUGUCCCUCCACCAACUGCUGUCCUCACACUCGAAACCCCCCCGGUGCUGGUAGUGUCGCCUGAGGGGCCAAGAUAAGCUGUGAAUGACGAGCUAAGCUUUUCCUGCCUCUACCUUUAAGCUUACUUUAGCCACGGGACAUAAGCUUUAUUAAGCUGCUCAUUUGGUGACUUACAAUACUAGUGCAUCCAGCAUGCCAGGCAAGAAGAAGAAAUACAAUGCCAGGUUCCCGCCAGCAAGAAUCAAGAAGAUUAUGCAGACUGAUGAGGAGGUUGGGAAGGUUGCUGCAGCUGUCCCUGUCAUCAUCUCUCGAGGCCUGGAGCUUUUUGUGGAGUCCUUGCUGACCCGAGCUGGAGAGAUCACCAUGGCACGCCAUGCCCGGACUCUCACCCCUGCUCACUUAAAGCAGUGUAUUAUGGCAGAGAGGAGAUUUGACUUCCUGCAAGAGUUAGUGGCUUCAGUGGCAGAUAUCAAUGCUGAUGGAGAAAUGGAGACUGGUCCUCCAACCCCUAGCACACCCAUAACUCCUGUUCUCUCGUUCUCCAGCCCAGGAGCUACACCUACAUCACCCACUCAGCAGUUACCCUCCCACCCAUAUUCUCCAUCUCCAGUGGAUACAAGCAGUGAAAACAUGUUGGAAGGUAAACCAUCAAGAGGUAGAGGUAGAGGGAGAGGCAGAGGUAGAGGGAGAGGAAUUGGUAGGGGUCAAGGAUCCUCACCAAACACAAGUACUCCUGGACCCGGUGUAAAACGACCCAGGGGUCGUCCCAGAAAAAUCAUACCUAUACCAGUGCCCACUGAAGAGCCUGACUCUGAUGAUGGACUCUCCCUCGAUGUUGACACAGAUGAGGAUUCACAAGAAACAGACACUGAUGAAGAAGUCAUAGCAGCAGCCGAACAUUCUGGUAACUGCAGUAGAGAUUAUAGGAAGUCACCGUCACCUGCCCAGAUACUAUCAAAACCCCCUCCAUCUCAGCCAACAAAACAAGGGUUUAGUGAGGGCUCACAAAUUGCCGGGUUGCAAAUCUCUCUGGGUACAGGGUUCAGCCGGGGCGGAACACCUGUUAAAGGUAGAGAGACUUCUCCUCAUCCUGUAUCAUCCCCCACACCAGUCCUCCCUUCCAGUGUAGCCAGUUCUAGCCCCAUCCCAGGGAUUCAGAUUACCAUCCCUGGAUUAUCUACCUGUUCUAGACUGCCUUUGGGAGGAGUGCCAUCUGCCACCCCAGUGCCGAGUGCCGUGGGCCGCACGCCUCUCACUUCAGAAGCACGACCUUUUUUUGGGGUUCCCGUUCCAGUGAUAACCUCUGUUCAUGCUCUGCAGAAUCGAUUGCCUGUCUCCAAUUCACAUACACUAUCUGCUCAAUCUCGAACGUCAUCCAAUAACCAGGUUGACGAAGACUAUGAUUCAUAGGGAUUUUUUUUUUUUCUUUUUUUUUUUUUUUUCUUUUUUUUUUUUUUGUCAAAAUUUGAAAUUUGUCUUCCUUCUGUCCGUUCUUUCCUUUUUAAUUUUUUUCAAUAAGUGUGAAACUAAUAUUUUCAGAACAAAACUAAAAUACCUCUUAAUUUUACUAGUUUGUGUAUUGAUCCUGAUAAAUUACUGCCAGACUAUAUCAGAAUUGCAUUAGAUAUGAGUAGGUUCACACUAACGAGAACGCGUACUUAGUAGAUUUGUACGAGAUGUUUCAGUAUCUGUAGAAAUUCUUUUUACCUUGUUACACUACAAAUAAUAUUGUAUUUGAAUGGAUUGAUUCUUUACAUGACUCUGAGGUAACGUUUGUACACAUACUAUACCUCCAAAUAAUUACUGAUAACUUAGGAGGAUGCUAUAUUUAACAUUGCCUGAAAUCUUUACAUUGCUGUCUUAACAGUUGCAUGUUAAUUUAGUACUUUUUUCUUGUAUAUUUUGUAUUAUUAACUUUUAUUUUUACGUUUGUACAGUAAGCACUUUUUCUACAUGUUAAAUUCUUCGUCUUAAUUUUGUUUUUCCUUGUCUUUGAAAACAAUUGCUCUUCUCCAGUACUCCUUUAUUUCUGUUAUAGUUUUCUUAGUCAUCGUACAACCUGCCAAAUCACCGACCACACCUCUCCAUCUACAACUCACAACUAACCCCUGUAUACAGGAAACUUUAGAUGACACCUUCUAACACAUUUCCUCUACAAUUUUUUUUUUUUUUUUUUUUUUUUUUAACUGUUCCAGCCAUGGUUUUUUGACUGCCAUCUCAGUCUACAACAAGUACUUGCUACGAAAUGCAUUUCUAUGCUUUUUGAUAUUUAAAUCUUGUGUCCAUUAAUUUGCUAAGGGUACAUGUCAUGUUUAUGGAUUAUUUAAAGAGACCUUGCAAAAAAUACAGUGAUUUAACUUCUCAUUUAGGCUAAACACCAGAAUAUUAAGUAAUGUGAUAUAUUACUGCAUUAAAAAAUAAGGUAAAGAAAUACUGAUAUGCUUUUGUGAUGUGUUCAUAUUCCCAAAAAGUAUUUUUUUUUUAAUUUUUAAUUAUUAUUAUUAAUCAUUUUCAUUGUCAUAGUUAUAAAUCCUACUUAAGAGUAACCUUUAAUAUUUGAGAAAGGUGUGUGGAUAUUAUUAUUAUUAUUAUAAUUGAGGGGAAGUGCUAAACCUGUAGGAUUAUACAGUGCCUGUGGGGGGGAUGUGGAAGGUAUUCAGGGAACUGGAACACAGAUCUAAUUUCCUAGAUCAAAAGCCCCUCACCAGCAUCAAGGAGCCCUCCUUGAGGAGUGUAGGUGGAUAUGUAAGUUUUUAUGGGAAUUUGUUGUGUUUACCUUCUGCCAUUGUUGACAAUCCCCAAGCAAAAUAAAUGAUAAUGAUAAUUCUGUAAGAUGCCAGUCUGUAACUGCCAGACAGACAUAGCUUGCUUCAAGACUUGACCUACGUGUCAUACCAGAUGUAGCUAAGCCAUGACUUGCAAGCCACAUGUGGCUUAUUUGCUCAGCCAAUACAAAUUGCCUCACACUAUCCAGAACUAAGCAAACCUUGGAUAUUGUUUUACAAGCUGCCUUGAUGGAGCAAAUAAACCGCAUGGUUCUCAAGCCAUGUCUUUCCCACAUUAUCCACAUAUUCUACAACAGUGGUCCUCAACCUUCCUCUUCAAGUGGGCCACAUAUAAUGGUCAAAUGUGUGAUGAGGGCCUCAUGGUUUUGUUGACACAGUGUAGUGUGGCACCUACAUACAAGUGAAUUUGUAAUUUCACAUGAGGGCCACAUCUGUUUCCUAGAAGGGCCACAGGUUGAGGACCCCUGCUCUACUGUAUUCAAAAUUCAUACCUUUGAAAGGGUAGUGUCUUGAUGCUGACAAGGAACUGAAGCUACUCUGCCAAUCCAUUUAAUAAACUAGAUUACCUCCCAUUCCUCAGGUGCUGUAUGAUCCCUACUCUUGAAUAGAACAGUAAUAAAAGCUAUUAAUGUAAACUCUUACACUAAUCGCUUAUAUUUGGGAGUAUGCUGUCUUUUGCUCUUUUUUUUUUUUUUAAUAUUCUCUGCAUCAUGGCUGAUUUUGAAAAAAAUCUUUAAUCUUUGAAAAAAUAUUCUGUUCAGUUUCUAGGAAGAAAAUGUCAUGGCUAAGUCUCUGAAAGUCAGAUUAUAAAUUUUGCUUCAGUUAUUUACAUUUUUUUUUUUUAUUUCAGGGUAAGUGAUACUGGUGAGUGUAGUAAUCAUAAAUGUAUUUCUUAAAUUGAUUUAAUUUUAGUUUAAUUUCAUGAGGUUAACUUAUAAAAUGAUUUGUUUCUAGGUUCAUUUAUUUAUGAUGUACUCUUUACAUCAACAAAUUUCUUAUAUUCCUUUUCACAUCAAGACUCAAAGAAGAACAUUUAUAGUAAAGCAGCAAAAUGAGAUUGAAAAAGAAAGUAGAUGCUGACACAACACUGGUGUUUUAAAAACAAAGUAAGUAUGCAAAUUCUUAUCAUGGAAAGGGUUGGGUGUGAAGCUAUGGCAAAUGAGUCCUAAAACUCACAGGCCAUUGUGUUAACCUCGCACAAUGACCUUUGAAUUUUAGGACUCGCUUGCCAUGGGGUCGAGCCCAACCCAUUUCAUGAUUUCUUUGCAACCAUGUUAUUAUGAUUUUGAGAGUCGUUCAUAUUCUUGAAAGUGAAUCAAAAGUUGAGGUGGGCUCAAGAGCUGGAGCUUACUCUCUGGAAGUGCUAAUAUUAGUAGGUAAUUACAUUCAUGCCACUUGCAAACUGGAAAUCACUUGAGGAAUACAAUUUGCAGAUUAAUGUUGAUGCAUCUUGCAACAUUUUUUUUUUACCCUACUUUUCCUUGAUGGUUAAAGACUCUUCAUUAAGGAAAUUUAACCUCUCCUUUCCUUCCUUGGAUAAAAUCUAAAUAUUUCUCAUUCCAUAGGUUCUGUAUGCUUCCUACAGGUUUAGCAAUUCCCUUUAAAAGCACUACUAAUGAUAAUUAUUGGUGCACUUUCAAAUUUCAGAUAUCUUACUCCUUACCUUUUAAAAAGUUUAAAAAAAAUCUUAACCCUUUCACUACCUCUUAGAUCUGUGUUAGUGAUGCCAGUGUCACUUGUGUAGGUCUAUGUUUUUAGCACAGUGCCCUCAGUCAUGCUGUGAAUGGUAAAUUUUAUCCUGGACAUGAGAGAAUGGGUCUGUGCAGUGAGUGUGCUCAAUAUACAAAAGAAAUCCUGCCCCUAUACAUUAAGUGAUGGGAAAAGCAAAUCUCUUGACCUUUUAUUUGGUUUAAAAUGGUGCAUUUGAUGUGCUGUUUAGGAUGGUUUUUAUUAUUUUAUUGGCUGUCUCUCAAUAUCAGCUGAUAUAAUGGAAGAUGCACCACUGAAAUAGAGAUCAUUUUUGUUGGUUUUAAGCCUAGAAAUAUCUUAAAAUAGGACUCAAAGAAGCAGAAAUAUUUUAUUUUUGAUAAUUUUUCUUGAGGAUGGAUAAGGCACCCCAACACAUUUCUCUAGGUCUGUUUUAUGAAUUUUUACUUGGUCUCCACAUUUAUUGGGAUGCCCUAAAUCACGAUCAAUCAUUAAUCCGAGAAAUAGCGUAAACCUUUGAUUUUUUUGUGUUAUAAUGGAUUCAAAAUGGAGGCCUGAGGAUGUGAUUAAUGAACAGAGGCUAGGUUACUUUAGUGGCAUAUAGUGUUUAUUUUGGAUUCUGUUUCAAAUUGGAAUUUACUGAAUUUUGUGUAAAAUGGACCAAAUUACUGACUUCUGUGCACUUCAUAGCAUAGUUCUGAUAGUUGAAUGAGCAGUUUCUUGUGCUCAGUUUGUAAAAUGGAAGGCAUACUAGUGAAAUACCUAAGAGUUUGGACUCUAAAUAGGCAAAAAUUUUAACCAGACUGCCAACUUUGUGGCUGUGUAAUUCUGUAAGUUUUCCAUCAAAUUUCAUAUUUUUGGUAUUGGUACCUUCAGAAAAAGAUUCUUUCCCAUUUCAUUUGUUUUUUAAAUCUCGGUUGUGUCAGCACUUUUAAUUUUUGGAUCCCAACAGUAAUGGUUAAUAAUGAUAGUAUUUUGAAAGUGAGUGUCAUAUACAGUACUGAGUUGCUGAUUAUAAUGGGCUGCUGGUUAGGGGCUCUUGUUCUAAACAGUUGUACUUCUGCUUCAAUUCCUUGAAUUAAGUCUGAAUGCUUUCCUCUCCCCCAGGCUCUAUAUGACUCUUAUGGGUUUAGCACUCCUCUAUGAAUAUAAUAAAAAUAAAUAAUGAUAGAAAUAAGACAUUGCAUAAUAGCAAAUUUACAUAAAAUGACUUCACAUAAAGCAGGGGAGACCUAUACAAUAUUAUAUAGUAUACAGUGGAGUGCCUAAGUUGUUUUUUCCCCUUGCUGUUUUUUUUUAAAUUCUAAUUCAAUGGACACUCGAACAUUCCCCUUAUCAGUACUUUAUAACAAAGGUUUACUAUAUCAUCUUUGAACAUAGGAGUGUUGUGGUUUGGUGGGUCAAUAUAAGAUCACAGUGUGUUCCCUUCUGAAAUGACUACUGUAGAGAGAGAGAGUGAUGGCACAAGAAAUCUAAAGCCAAGACAGCAGUGCCUAAGUGUGUGCAAUAAGGCAAACAUACUACUAAGAUUUAUUUCAAGAAGUAUAAGUAACAGAAGUACAAAAGUUAUUUUACAGCUCUAUACAUCACUAGUGAGGCUUCAUAUGGAUUAUGCCACUCAAUUUUGGUCUCCUUACUAGAGGAUGGAUAUAGACUCAUUAGAGAACAUACAGAGAAGAAUGACUAAAAUGAUUUACUGUAUAAGGAAUCUCCUGUAUGAAGAUAGACUUAGAGCCUUGAAUCUCCACUCACUGGAUAGACGUAGAAUGAGGGGGAGAUAUCAUCAAAGUGUACAAGUGGAUGAUGGGCAUAAACAGAGGUGAUAUUAAUAAAGUACUGAGGGUGCCGAACCAGAUAAGAACCAGAAAUAAGGGAUUUAAGUUGGAUAAAUCUAGAUUUAGAAAGGACAUAGGUAAGUACUGGUUUUUGAACAGAGUUGUGGAUGCAUGGAACAAUCUUCCGAGUAGGGCGAUCGAGGCUAGGACCUUGGGUAGCUUUAAAAAGAGAUUGGACAAAUAUAUGAGUGGGAGAGGCUGGGUUUGAUUGGUGUCGUGGGUACGGGAGUAAAUUCUUGGAUAGCUUUGGGUCAGGGUGGUUUUGAUAAGGACCUGCCUAGUAUGAGCCGGUAGGCCUUCUGCAGUGUUCCUCCAUUCUUACGUUCUUAUGUUAUCACCCUACCAUGGUGGGGAAACUGUCAGUGAGAUAAAAUGUCCAAUAAGCCCUAGUGUGUAUGUGUGUGUGUAUAAUCGGUGAGAGGUUAGAUAAAUACACGAGUGAGAGGGGUUGGAUUUGAGCGGGACUUGCACUUAAGUUAAUAGGGUUACCAAAGCUUAUUCCUUGGGUAACAUUGACAAUAGGCUAGGCAGAUAUUUUGUUAGUGGGUUUGGGUUUGAGAAGGACAUGCCUAGUAUGGGCCAGUAGGCCUGCUGCAGUGUUCCUCCUUUCUUAUGUUCUUAUGUGACAUAAGAACAUAAGAAAAGAGGAACACUGCAGUAGGGCUGUUGGCCCGUACUGGGCAGGUCCUUCACAAAUCCAAAUCACUAACCUCUUAACUUUUGUUCUAUAAAUCUGGAAAAAAACUUUUUAAUUUUGUAGUCCCGUUUAGCUUUUCUUAUUCCAUUUUUAACAUCCCUCUUAAUGUCAAUGUAUUGAUUCGUAAGAUGACCCUCACCUCUUUUGAUGUGCCUAUAAAUUCUUUUUUCUGAUCUAAAAGAUAUUUGAGCCUAUUACUCAUCCAUUUUGGGUCAUUUCUAUUCGAUCUAAUUUCUUGAUAUGGGAUAAAUGUUCUUUGGGCAGCAUGUGUGGUGUUUAGAAAGCUGUCAUGUUGAUAGCUCUCUUCGUUACCCCAGUCAACAGAUGAUAAGUGUUCUCUAAACCCAUUGUAAUCUGCUAUGUGAAAAUCUGGGACCAUUUCUGAGCUGUUCCUACUAUCAUACUUCCAUUCAAUGCUAAAAGUAAUUGAUUUGUGGUUGCUUGUGCCAAGUUCCUCUGUAAAUUCUAAAUUAUUAACGGGUUUCCUCGUUUGCCAGAACCAAGUCAAGCAGUUAGGGUUUUAUUCUAAAAAAAAUAAAUAACCUAAGAAAUGCUUGACCACAACAGCAAUGAGGAAAUUGUGUGUUGUUAGUCCUAAUGGUGUUGUUCCCAGUUUUCCUCUUUGUGUACAGUUUUAGUUCUGAAUGGUUAAAUAAUGCAAUUGUUGCAUAUUUCUCAAUGCUUGGUUGCUAUAUCCAAUCAGAAAACUUGCAAUGUUUUAGAUUUGCAAUUAAACUUUUCUAGCUCUAACAUGUACUUUGUUUUCAUGUAUGGGAAACUCUCUUAAAGUUGAUGCUAUAUGUUUUACAUCAUUUUCAAAAUAGGAAACUGUUUUAAUAAUUUACUUCCCAGUAUUAUACUGAGUCAGUGCUUUGUAGUUACUGUUGACAUGUAACAAAACUGAGAAUGUGAUGUAAAUGGUUGAGAAAACUGACAAGUUGAAGAAUGAGACAUUUGUGUAAUAUUUGGGAAUCAUUAUUGAGGAAACGUUUCGCCAUUCAGUGGCUGUUUCAGUCCAGUACAGAGAAGAACAGUGAAAGAUGAGGAGUUUGAGGUAAUCAGUCCCUCAGCCUAGAAACGAUGUGUUCAGUCCAUUAAUCUUGAGAAGAUUCUUUUUCUGUAUCAGACUGAAGAAGUCACUGGCUGGCAAAACAUUUCCUCAGUAAAGAUUCCCAGUUGUUGCACAAGUGUCUCAUUCUUCAAAACUAUGAAUCACAUGAUUGCUAGAGUUGCAGGAACUGAUGAUUUCUAAGUGUUGUUCAUGGUCUUUCGAAUGUCUGUAUGCAAUUAAUCAAAAAAUUUCCGAGUUGCCAUUUCUGUAUUAUGGCUAUGAACUCAAUAUAUGCCCUACAGAAAAAUUAAGUCUUCACACAAAAGUAAUUUUUUCACGAACUAUUAACUGUAUCCGAGUAUGUUGACAUUUUGUAACAUCUUUUUUUUUUUAUAUCUUUUUUUGGGUUGCCCAACGUCAGUGAGAGAUGGCCAGUUUGUUGGAAAAAAAAUGUUUUUGUUCUCUUAUUAAGAACAUUUGCAAUAAUCUUGUUUCCAAAUGUGGUUUUGGUCAAUGAGAAUUUCAGUGAGAUGAGGUACUUCAAUUAAAUUUAAGAAUAGUUAAAGUAAAGAUUAAAGUAGGAUGGAGCAGUGGAAAGGAUUGAGGGUAUAUAAAAAGAAAUAGGUUAGAAAGAAUAAUUGGGCCAAGAAUUUUGUUGUUUUUUCAGUGUUUUUUGUUUCAUAGUGAUGAGAUGUUGAUGUAUGAUUUACACUUUGAAAGCUGCUCAUGUUGUUUGGAAGAAUAUUUAUAGGGUUGAUAAAUGAGACACUUUUGCAACAAUUGGGUAUCUUUAUUCUGGAAACAUUUUGCCACACAGUAGCUUCUUCAGUCCAGUGCAUAAAAGGGUAGAAUAAGAUGAGGAGUUUGAAGUAAUCAGUCCCUCAGCCUUGAGUCGAUGUGUUCAGUCCUUCGGUCUUUGACAAAAGUGCAGCAUAUUCACAGAGAUGCGGCUUGUAUACUGAUGAGAGAUGAGGUGGAGCAGUGGUAGGCGGAGUCACCGGCGAGCAAAGGUACUAGUGGAAGUAGGUCGUGUCUGUAGAUUAGACAAGUUACAAAAGUGUCUCAUUUAUCAAUGUGUUGGUUUUGUAUACCAUUUAUUCACAAGAAUGAAAUACAUGUACAAUUAUAGGGUUGUCUUGGCUUUGCUUUAUGUCAUGACUUCUCAUGAUAAUUUUGGUUUCUUCUCAAUUUCUGUGUGUUUUAAUAUUUCUUAUAAUUAUUAUUUAGGAAAUUUGAGUCUUCACAUUCAUAAAGAUGUUUUUCUGUCUGUUUUUACUAUCUGUGCUUCUUGUUCCUUGUGGAAUGAGAUGGAAAAAGUUCACGCAACUCUAUUAUUUGUACAUAUUCUUACCUACAAGUAGUUAUAUGUAUAGAUAUUCUUUCCUGCUCUUAAUUUCUCUGCAAUCUUGCACAGUUUGAGAUAAUUUUGUUUUAAACGCAUAAGCCUAAAGAAGAAAACACAUUCAGCAUUACUCGUUCUUUAGCUGUUUCUCUGAGUAUGGAGGCAUCACAAUGCAGAUGACUCAGAACUGCAGUGUCCCCCACCCAUCUUUUAGAGUGCUAGUAUUGUAUUUCUAACUUCCAGAACUUAAACCUUGAUAGACAUUUUAAUGAGAGAAAUUUUGUUAUCAAAAUCCAUUUUCCCAAGGAUUCCCUUUAAUAGGAGAUGCAUUCCUAUGGAAAUAAUCUAGUAUGGUUUCUUAUUAAAUCCACCUUAUUAUAAAAGGAGGUUAUUUGCAGAAUAUACAAUGUCAGGAGUCAAAAUCUUCCCCUGGACUCUUUCCUGUGAACUGUAUAGAGACAAGCAAUAUGUUAGGUGUUCACUCUUCACAUUAUGGAUAUGUUUCAUGUGCAUGUAUAGCCUUUGUACAAGGUAUGAACAUGGUCAAAUGCAAUACAGUAUCAUAUCUAAUCUAGUUUUGAUCCAAGGAUAGGAACCCACGAUUGUUUUAACCUCUUGUGAAUCGUCAUGGGGUCCUGACUGUAGUGCAGUUUUAUGUACAGUAUAUUGAAUACCUGCAGUGUGUAGCCAAAUUCUUUAAUUAUUUACUAUAAAAUAAUGAGUGCCUUUAGUCACAAAAAACAAGCCCGGUGCAGUAGUAACAGUCAGCCACCUUGCCAGUGAUGCCAUCAUACUGGCUGCAAGUUACACAACACACUGGCCAUUUCUCACCAAGGAAGGGUGGCCUAAGAAAGAAAAACCACUUUCACCAUCACUCACUCCAUCACUGUCUUGCCAGAUACUACGGUUCAAAACUGUAAAUAUCCCCACCCCUCCUUCAGAGUGCAGGCACUGUACUUCCCAUCUCCAGGACUCAUGUCUGGCUAACCGGUUUUCCUCAGUCCCUUCGUAAAUGUUACUUUGCUAACUAUAUAUACAAAUUAUAGAUCCAUGAACCCAGCUCAUGAGUAACAAGCACAAGGAGAAACAAAAUAUAACUGGCUAUUUGGAUGAAGCAAUUGGAAUGAAAACGUUGGAUGAUGUUUGAUUGCUGAAGCGCAAAAGAUUGUAAAGAUAGCAUUUUGAAGACAAAUUAUAUACUAUAGUAAAAAAUUUCAAAAGUAUCACAUAGGUAAAGGCAGACAAUCAUGAAGAAAGGUCAUUGAACACACUGCCUCUAGUGUCAUUUUGGGCAGAUUCUGCCAUUGGAUCAAAUUUUUUUUAACUCCAAUUUCCCAGGUGCUGUAUGGACCCUCUUGGUUUAAUAUUUUUUAAUGAUGAUGAUAAUCUUAGAGCAUACUUACAAAGAAUGAAAUGUCACAAUACCAUGACUGGAACAAUGCACAAAUAACCCGCACAUAGGAGAAAGAAACUUAUGACGACAUUUAGGUCCAAUUUGGAUCAUUAACUAGCCACAUUAGUUGAUGGACCAAUUCAGACCAAAACAUCAUCACCUAAGUGUGGUUUAUUUAUAUAACAUGACUCAUAGUUCUGAGAACAAGAGAGUGAUUAUGCAUAACACAUUUUCUAAAUUAGGUUACGCUAUACAUUUCUCUGAUAAAAUUAAAAUUUUUGGGCAGAUAAAAAGAAUUGAAACUACAUAUAAAUCUAAUAAUGCUUUCACUUAGGUAAACUUAAAAUCUGCAAGCAAGAUUCUCUCCCAUAAUGAUGUGAACAUUGCCUUUUUGAGUUUUAAUACCAAUAAGUCGUGUAUGAAAAGGUUUUCAGAAGAUGCCUGGGUGAAUGCUGGCAUGUAUAAGAUUCCGUGCACCAGUUGUGAUAAAUAUUACGUUGGGAAAACAAAUGGUUUUAAGUGUAGAGCAUGUCAACUGCACUGCUGGUACACCUGCACUGCUUCUCUUUAUGUACCUGACUUGUAUGGAUAUAAUAUAGACUUCAUUCCUAUAUGUAUUCUUCUUUACAUUUAGUUUCGGGAGUCUAGACAGUGAUAGAGUUAAAACUGACAGAAGUUACAUACUUCAUCAGCACUGGUGUUAUCUGUACAGACAGGUAAGAAGGAAGGCUGACAAGAAAAUCAAAUUUUUGGCUGUCAAGAUGUAUAAAAUACAGCCAUGAAUGUAUUGCAUUACCUCCAUGUGAGUUUGUGCCAUAGACCCAUUUUUAUUAAGCUAGUUUGUGAAUACACAGUGUUGUAUAAAAAAAGAUGUAUUUUCACUAGAUAACUGUAGGUUUUUAUACUUGAUUUUUGCAUUUUCCCCUAAAUUUGUUCUGUUCGUAAAUUUUGAAGUAUUUAUUUUACAUAUGAUGUAAAUGUUUUAGAGAACCGACACAUUUUCAGAAAAACGAAAUGUUUCACCAGCCAAUGGCUUCUUCAGUCGGGUACGGAGAUGAAUGGUGGAAGAUGAGGAGGAGUGUGAGGUAAUCAGUUCCUCAACCUUGAGUUGAUGUGUUCAGUCCAUCAGUAUCGCAUACCUGACUGAGGAAGGCACUUGGAGAAAUGUUUCCACAGUAAAGAUUCCCAAAUGUUGCAUAAGUGUCUAAUUCUAGCACCAGACGAGUCUGGCCCAUGGCCGGGCCCCAGGAGUAGAAAGACUCAAAACUCAUCAAAGGUAAAGGUUCUUCAAUUUCUUUACACUUUAUUUUACAGGCUAAAAGCUGUUAUCCUACCUCAGCUUUCAGUAUUUCAUUGUCCAUAAAUCUUGAGUUUACAACCAUUGCACAGGAUGCCACUCACAGCAGUUGGCUGACACUCAGGUACCUAUUUACUGCCAGGUGAACAGGGAAAACAGGUGUUAGGAAUCACGCUCAGUGUUUCCACCCGCCCCUAGGGUAGAAAGUGAGGGUCUUUCGAUUAUAUAGGUUUCUGUCACUUUUUGCAGUGCAAGUGUUCAGGCCCAUGACAGCUGUACUAAGUUCAGUCAGUCCAUCAACUGUUGAUGCUGCAUAAUAAACAAUUUCAAUAUGUUUAGUGAUAUUAAAGAUUACUUUUGCAUUGAAACCUAUAUUACAUUUCAUCCCUGACUAGAUUUUAUCAUCCUCAAUAAAUUAACGAAUUAGACACGUGUGCAACACUUAGGUAUUGUUGUUGUGGAAACCUUUCAAAAUCCAGUGGCUUCCUCAGUCCAGUACAGAGAAGAGUGGUUAAAGAUCAGAAGGAGUUUGAGGUAAUCAGGCCCUCAGCUUGGAGUUGAUGUGAUCAGAUCAACAUCAGGCUGAGGGACAGAUUACCUCAAACUACUUCUGAUCUUCAACUAUUCUUCUCUAUAUUGGACUGAGGAACCCGUUAGAUGGUGAAAUGUUUCCACAAUAAAGAUACCUAAGUGUUGCAGAAUUGUCUAAUUCAUCCUGUCAACUCUCUUUACCAGUUAUCUAUAUCCUUGAUAAUAAACUUCAGUCAUUUACAAAACUUAGUAAUAAUAGCUUCAAAUGUCUUCUCACUAUGCUUAUACCUUCAUUCCUACAUAUUUAGUUAACUCAGCUGAUCGCAAACAAUGUUUUUUUAUAUCAAACAUACAGGAUUACCAAUAAAAAUAGGAUGUGGCAUAAUUCAAAUUCAGAUUUUUAUUUCUCUUUAUGCUGUACAAGGAUAAUGUAAUUUACAUGUUCAGGUGCUUCUCAGCUUACAAUGGGGUUACAUUUCAACGAACCCAUCAUAAGUCGAAAAUGUAAGUCAAAAAUAAAUGAUAUGCUAAAUAAAUAACUACUGUCACAGAAUAAGUAAAUAAGCAGAUAAUCGCUGUAACUAAAUACCAGUGUUGAAAAGUAAAAAAAAAAUGUGUAUGAGCUAUGGACUUGCUGCCUUCGUGCUGGGUAAUUUGAAUCCUUUUUCCAAUUCCUAAGUCUUCCUCUCCCUGAGGUCUUCCUUCCUUCUGAGGUCUUUCCAUGUUCUCUUUAUCUUCCCCAGGUCCUCUUUUUUCCUCGGUUCCUCCUGACCUCUUCCCUCGCCUCCCUAUACCCUUUCAUAUAUCACCCUGGCAGAUAAUCUUAAGAUUCAUCUCUAAAAUAAUUGCUUUUGCACCAUUGUAAGUCGAGGAGCACUGUAAUACAACAUUGUUCAGCACAAAAGAGAGCCACUAGUAAGCUCUCUUAGUAAUCUAUUCUGUAUAGUGUGAUAGUUUGUAGAUUCACUUGAAAAUGUGCACUUAACCCUUUCAGGGUUGAUGUCGUACUAGUAUGGCUUGAAAGCCAGGGUUGGUGCCGUAUUUGAACGCAUAAAUUCUAGCGCCUUCAAAUCUAGCGAGAGAAAGCUGGUAGGCCUACAUGUGAAAGAAUGGGUCUUCAUGGUCAGUGUGUGCAGUAUAAAAAAUAUCCUGCAGCAUACAGUGCAUAAUGAAAAAAAAAAAACUCUGACCGUGUUUUUGGACUUUGCAGUCUAUUUUUGUAUGGUAUUUAUGGUUGUAUUCUUGUUUUCUUGGUCUCAUGUGAUAGAAUGGAAGAUAUAUUGGUUAGUUUCAUGAUAACAAGUACCUUGAAAUUGAGUGCAAAUUAGCGAAAAUGUUCGGUUUUUGCCGAUGUUCAUCAGUAAACAAAUCAUGCUAUGCAUCUAAUACACAUCAACUGGUGAGUCUAAUAUUCUUGCACAAGUGUGCUGAUAUUAUUUAUAUUGUUUUUACAAUGGUGCAGUAGUAUAGUAAAUCUUCUAUUUUUUGUGAGAAUAAAAAUUCAAAAUGGAAAGCUAAUGUAAGAAGGGCCUGGAGAUGUGACUAAUGAACAGAUAAAAUGUUAUUUUAGUGGCAGGAAUGUCUGUCUUGUUUAUUCUGAACUUUAUUUUGAAAUUUAUGUGAAAUUGGCCAAAUUGCCAAUUUCUGACCACUUUAUUAGGCAGUUGAAAUAGGUAAAUGGGCAAUUUCUUGUAUUCUAUCGAUAGAACAAAUGGAGCUCUAGCGAAAUAGCUAUGAUUUUAGUAGACUGGAACAUUGGAAUUGGCCGAAAAUAGGGCUCAAAGUGGGCAAAAUCACCAAUGCGUAAAUAUCAUCAACACCGCUAAAUUCACGAGAGCAUAAUUCCCUAAGGUUUCCAUCAAGUUUCAUACUUUUGGUGUCAUUAUGAUAUGAAAUAGAUUCUCUAUCAAUUCAUAAGAAAAAAUAAUUUUUUUUCCAAAAAUUUUUCAACCCUGAAAGGGUUAAAAUUGAAUAGCAUGUACAGUGCUAUGAAGGAGUUUUUACAUAGUAUUUUCAGUUUUGAAUGCAAAUUUUUAAUCACUUUAACAAAAAAAUUGCACUGUAUAGGUAAGCUUUACAAGAAAGCCUACUGUAAUUCGCUAUGAUGUUAGGUCUCAUUGCUACUGGAGCUUUAUAAGAAAGCUUACUUUAGCAUAAAGUGGACCAGCAUAGAAUGAGGGGGAAGUCACCUGUAUACUUCAGUGUGUUCCUCUCAGAAGAAAGGUUAAGCAGUAAGUACAUUGUAGAUCCUAACUAGGCUAUCGCUACUUAGAAAAAGAUAUCUUGUUGGUGGAAGAGAUUUAAUAUAUAGGCAGGAUUGAGGAUGGGAGGAAGAAGGCUUUCUUUCUGGUGCUAGAGCCUUGAUCUAGAAAGGGAUAGUUAUGGAAAAUUAAACUCCUUUACUGGUAUAUAUAAGCUUUGAUCUAGGAUACGAGUUCAAAAGAAAAAACUCCCUUACUGGUGCAAGGACUUUUAUAUGUCAUGGAGGGUUGCAGAAUAGAAAAAACUCCUUUGUAAGGACUUUUAUAUAUAUCAUGGAGGGCUGCAUAAUAGGAAAAACUCCUUUGUAAGGACUUUUAUCUAGCACAGAAAAAAUCUCCCUUACUGGUGCAAGGGUUUUUAUAUAUUAGGGUAGGGGGCUUCAGAGCAAAAAAGAAACCUUGCUGGUUUAAAUUGUUGACCCAGCAUUCAGAUGAGAGAGGUGUUCAGGGAUAAAUAAAAGCUUCAUCAAUAGAAUUAUGUGGUACCAAAUAAGUAUUCUUUAUUAAUUUCAUUUAUUUUUGUAGAGUACAGUAUACAGUUGACAUUGGAGUAAUUGACAUGUAUAAAUUUAAGGGAAUUAAGAAACCCUCUUGUUAUUCAUAGCAUUUUAAAAUUCACUUCUUAUUACUAGACAAUGAGACAAUGCUAAAGUGUGUCAUAUAUGAUGUUUAAAUGCUGUAAAAAUUUGGUCUCCAUGAGAAAGUGGAGAAGAAUCCUUCCUCCGUAAGUUAUGCGUGUCGUGAGAGGCGACUAAAAUGCCGAGAUCAAAGAGCUCGUAACCCCUUCUCCUGUAUAAAUUACUAAAUGUAAAAAGAAGGAAAACUUUAUGAAAGUUUCUUCUUUUUUGGGUCACCUGCCUUGGUGGGAGACUGCCGGUGUAUUAAAAAAAAUUGGUGUAUGAUUUAUGAUAUUUUGAGAUUACAGUGGUACCUUGAAUUUCAGCCUUAAUUCGUUCCAGAAGGCUGUUCGAGUGCCGUUACCGAACGAAUUUGUUCCCAUAAGGAAUAAUGUAAAUUUGAUUAGUCUGUUUCAGACCCCCAAAAAUACACUUACAUAACUGUUCGAGUUGGGAGCUGUUCAAAAUUCGAGGUACCACUGUAAUUCAUGUGUUGAAACAAUGGUGAUAGUGUGAUCAUCAGUAUGAAUGCUGAUGAUGACACUAUCACUAUUCUACUGAUACAUCAGGUUUAAACAUAAAUUGUAUAUGAAUGAUGUGCAGUACCAACAAGAUAAAUAAUUAGACACAUGCAGUAUCUGGGUAUCUUUAUUUGUAGAUGUUUUGCCAUUCAGUAACUAUCACUACAAUACAAGGACAUAAUGUGAAGACAAUAGACCUAGUUCUACUGUCUUCACAUUAAAUUUGAACUUGAUGCUUCACUAAGGGUAAAUCCACGUCACCUGGGGAGGAUGGUAGUUCUUACAACGUACUCAUAUUGCUCUGUCGAAUACCAGGAAAUCCUAUACUUGAAUUAUACAACAUGAGCUAUGUAAGUGGAGAGUUCCCCAUGCCCUUGUAUUGAUGAAGCCACUGGAUGGCAAAAUGUCUACAAAUAGAUACCCAGAUGUUGCACGUGUCUAAUUUUUCAACAUCAAUUGUCUAAGCAAGGUCUAAGUCAGAUUUAGGUUUUUUGAUAUAUAGUAUUUUUGAAGCUGGUGACUGAAGGGAAUCUUUCUUCAUCUUAUGGAAGAAAGUUCCAAAUUUUAGGUCCUUUUAUUGGCAUGGAGUGUCUGUAUAGAUUGAGUCACAGUUGCGGUUUAUCAUAUACUUAAUUUUUUUUAUUGUGUCUGUGUUGUGUUACAGCUCUGAUUUUUAUAAUUUAAAAAAAAAGUCAAGAAACUACAGGCUACACAAUAUAUAAAGUGCCUUUUUUAAAGUCCACAUGAUGGGCUUUUGGUGCACAAGAUAAGUCUUUUAUUUAAUCUGUGUCAAAAGUAAUUGUGAUCAAUGUAAAUUUCAGUAUUCCUUCAGUAAUUAAAAUAUUUGUGAUAUUGUAAAUUGAAAAUAAAUUUGUAUAUAUUGCACCUCCAAAAAGCAUGGCACAAAAAUUUUACUGAUGUAUAUAUACGUAUGUAAUUUAACCAGUCACUUUAAAUAUGAUCAGUAAUUUGCAUUUAUUACUACUAAAUAUAAUUUUGGAGAAAUUCAUGAUGGUGAUGGACUGCAUUGAAUGUCUCCACAGUUUUUCUUAUUAUUAUUAUUAUUAUUAUUAUUAUUAUUAUUAUUAUUAUUAUUAUUAUUAUAUUAUUAUUAUUAUUUAUUAAUGCCUUAUUCACCACUUUAAAUUAUUUUCAUGGUAGUGAAUAUUUUAAGGGUUUGUUUUUGUUACUGACAAUGUAACUGUGGUGUAACCUUAUUUAGUUGUGUGACAUUAGUUAUGACAUAUUGUGUUCAUGUUAUGACGUUUGUUCGUGUUAUGACGUGUUCGUGUUAUGACGUGUUCAUGUAUAACAUGUUGUCUUUAUGUUAUGAUGUGUUUGUGUUAUGUGUUCAUGUUAUGGUAUGUUGUAUUCAUGUUAUGACAUGUGUUCAUGUUAUGACAUGUUGUGUUCGUGUUAUAAUGUGUUCAUGUUAUAACAUGUUGUGUUUGUUAUGACAUGUUGUGUUCAACUUGUAUUAAGUACAAAUUAACCUGUCUUGUGUUUAAUGUAGCAACCAACUUAACUGUCAUAGAUCCUAACUCUUCUCUUUUAUUAUGUAUUGUACGUGACCUUACAUAUUUAGGACUUUCUUGUAUGUGACCUUAUUUAGGACUUUAUUGUAUGUGACUUUAUUUAGGGCUUUAUUGUAUGUGACCUUAUUUAGGACUUUGUUGUAUGUGACCUUAUUUAGUGCUUUAUUGUACAUGACCUUAUUUAGGACUUUAUUGUACAUGACCUUAUUUAGGGCUUUUGUGUAUGUGACCUUAUUUAGGGCUUUAUUGUACAUGACCUUAUUUAGGGCUAAUGCAAUGUAAAUGAUGAGUACACUUGACCUUAGGUGAUUCCCGGAAUUACUGAAUUAUGUAGUAAUAUUUUAAUACCAUGCAAAUACACAAAUCUUUUGAAUA